Molecule: messenger RNA, 3607 nt
Organism: Daphnia magna
Lineage: Eukaryota; Metazoa; Arthropoda; Branchiopoda; Diplostraca; Daphniidae
Product: homeotic protein Sex combs reduced
Exons: 5
Coding region: 587-1921 (444 amino acids)
Biological process (GO): regulation of transcription by RNA polymerase II; anterior/posterior pattern specification
Cellular component (GO): nucleus
Molecular function (GO): RNA polymerase II cis-regulatory region sequence-specific DNA binding; DNA-binding transcription factor activity, RNA polymerase II-specific
Source: RefSeq, a predicted model, not a curated record
CCAAGCUAUACGCAGCAUAACCAGCAGCUUACAUAUUGCUCUUGGAGUCUAGUAUACAGCAAUAGCAGCAUAGUCCCCAUAGCGUAUCCACAAAAAGCCAAAAGUGUGCUGCAAGAGCGAGUAACGCGUGCAGUGUGCGGCCGACGCUUGAUUACGAGAGUACUACACAAGCCCAUAGUCAUCAUUCGCUGUUGGUUCGUCAGACUUUGCAGUCGUGUGUCCGCACAAUCCUCCAUUUUUGCCGUAUUCAACACUUGUAUAUUUCUACUUGAACACGAGACCAAAGCAGUACCGACUGUUGUAUAGACAACACAGUCGGCAGGAGGCUUUCAGUUUGAAGAAGUGCGUGCUCAUCGUAUCGGUACCGACCGACAACAUUUUCGUUUUCUAAGUUCAUUUGAAAAGUGGUUUUUCUCCGUGUGUCAUGAUCUCGGUGCUGUUUUAUCCGGCCGAUUGAAACUGACUAGAGUGUCUUUCGUUUUUUGUUUUUUUUUUAGGCUUGCAAACAUCCCGAAUUCUAAGAGUCGUGAAUUUGGCGUUCGAUCGCGAGAAAUUUAAUUUCUAUCUCGUUACAACUAUCACUGCAAUGAGUUCCUAUCAGUUUGUCAAUUCGCUAGCGUCUUCGUGUUACGUUGGUCGGGGUUCGUCCGUCGGCGCCGGCGGUCCGGAUUUAUCCGGCAUGUCUGCCGCCGACUAUUACGCCACGGCCAUGAGCAAUUACCAGAAUUGCUACGGUGGUGGUCCGGUAGCUGUUGGACAGCCUCAACAGCAACCGCAUUACGCUGAUUUCGGUGCUAAUCACUUGGUCGGUCAACAUCAGCAACAACAGCAGCAGCAGCAGCAGCAGCAACAACAGCAAAGUCAGCAUCCGCAACACGCUAUGCCCAUGUCGCCCAUGUCGAUCGGCGGUGGUGUCGAUUUUAGCAUGUCACAGGCGUUGCAUGUUGCCCAACAACCGAUGCAACAACAGCAACAACAGCAGCAAAAUAGACUACAGCAACAGUCGGUUCUCCAGCAACAACAACAAAUGCGUGGCCCUUCCGCCCAGCGCCAUCACUCUGUCGCCAGUCCCGUCAAUUUAGGCGGAGGAGCUGUCGUGACGCCGAGCAGCUGUAAAUACGCCGGAGUGGCGGACACUAAAUGUUUGGGAUCUCCACAAGAUUUGAGCUUGACAACAACGACGUCUUCGUCAUCAUCUUCAUCAUCCAACGCCCUUUCUCACUUAAACGCGGCCGUUCAAAACAGUCUGGCCGGCGGUGUGCUACCGCUGGCGCCGUCAAACUCAUCUGUGCCCGUCGCAUCUUCCUCAUCGUCGUCCACAUCUGUCACACAGCCAUCGUCCAAGCAUCACCAUCAUCACAACAAUCACCAACAUGACGGUUCCUCUGGCAAAUCGAAACAGAGCCAGCAACGUAGCAGCCACCAUCAUCAUCAUCAUAGCAAGAACCCGUCGAAUGUGGUAGCUGUUGGAGCGUCUUCGCCCUCUUCCGUGUCGUCCAUCUCGUCCGGCGAUAGCGAUCCGCACAGCCCCGGCCAACACGACGGUGAUUCUAAAAAUCCGAACGCUCCGCAAAUUUAUCCCUGGAUGAAACGCGUCCAUCUCGGUCAAAACGCAGUCAACGCUAAUGGAGAAACCAAACGACAGAGGACGUCAUACACGCGCUAUCAAACACUGGAACUGGAAAAAGAAUUCCACUUUAAUCGCUACCUGACCAGAAGGAGGAGGAUCGAGAUCGCGCACAGCCUCUGUCUGUCCGAGCGACAAAUUAAAAUCUGGUUCCAGAACCGGCGCAUGAAAUGGAAAAAGGAGCACAAGAUUGCCACCAUGAAUAUGAUGCACCAGCACCCCAUGAUGUACCACGCGCACCAUCAUCAUCAUCAUUUAACAAUGGCCGACUUGACUGGUGAUCACAAGAUAUAGCUAGCGCAGGACGUUGGGUUCUACCCUACUAGUGCACCUGUAGGACCCGGCGACUACAACUACCACCAAUACGGAUCGUCACCAGCCUCCACUACCCAAUAAAGGAUGGAAGCAGACAGACUGAGAGAAAGGGAGAGUCGGAUCAUUAAGGAAAAGAUAUGGAUUUGAAGAACGGUCGACAUGGGCCGAGGCGCUAAAGACUCUCCAAGUACAACUUAAGUCCUUUGCCGUUUGCUGCUAAACAUUUUUCGCAUGACUUAUUGUACAAAAUUUUAAGAAAAGCGUCAUUAUUGACAAGAUAGAAAAAAAGAAAAGAAAAGGACGCUUCAAUCAUGUAAGCGUUAGAUGUUGCCGUUCCUUGUUGAGAUUUUCGAUCGAUAACAAAACGAAACUGGAGGACAGAUCGGGCGAAAAAAGGAAACCUCUUUUCAAUGAUCCCCCGCGAGUUUUAAGUGUGUGGGUGAACGAUAUUAUACAUAGAUAGACCUUUAGUUGUUGUUCCUCCAUGUCGUCGUCAUCUUCUCUCUUUUACUGCCCAUUUAUACAGUAGACUGCGGUGUAAAAAUACCGGUAUGUGAAUGUGUGAGUGUGUACGUGUCAAUCGCAAAUUUCUUCUUUUCCAUAAUUUAUUAUUAUUACCAUGUCAUGCAGAUGGGUGUGUAUAGUAGUCGUAAUUUUGGGAAGUCGAAAAAGAAUUUGAAGGGAAUAAUGCCUGGACUUUUACAUCGGGAAUGUUUACUAAUUCAGCGCUCCCGGCGGGCAUUUUCAUGAUACUAGAUCAAAUUAGAAAAAAAAAAAAAAAAAACGAAAAUGGGGAAAGUAAAAUAAAAGGACAUUAGAAUGCACGCGUACAGAGAGCAUAAAAAGUGAAAAACAAAACGUGUUGCCAUGGAAACCGAACCAGCUGUGUGGCACUUUCGAGGCUCACAUUCUCUCAGAUUUUCGCAUUCGUUUUCCUGGUUCGCCUCAUCUUUUUUUUCACUGUUUCUUUUUUCUCGCUACUGAUUGUUCUUAUUGCGCACACGGACACAACAAACCGAUACGACAGGCGACCUUAUACGCUAGUUUCACCUGUUUUUUUUUUGUUUUUUUAAUAUUUUAUUUCGCUAUUAUAUAUAGAGUACAUACAUUUAAAACACACUGGCUGUGCUGCUGACGCUCUUUUCGCGUUCAAUUUCUCUAACCGAAAUUGUCACAUCCUCCCAGCCCUCUUCUCAAUGUGACUGCCUGUUUGGUUUCUUCUACGUUGGAUUGCCAAUCGCGUGUUGAAUAUCGUGCACCGUUGUACGCCGUAUUAUUAUUACUAUUAUAUAUAGUUGUUUCCCUUUCGAAGUUCUUUCCUUCUUUUUAGUCCAUGAUGUUUGGUGACCCCAGACGUCUAUGAGAAUCAUCCUAUACAAAAAACAAACAAAUAAAAAAACAAAAAAACAAAAACAAAACAAAACAAAACAAAAAAAAACGCAAAACUCCUUUGCACCUGUAUUGUUUUUUUGUUGGUUUAAUUCGUCUCUUCUUUUCCCAGCUAUUUUGGUGUGUUCUUUUGUUUCGUGUUGUCCAUUCUAUCUCCCGAGAAAAAUUUAUUUCAAUACUAUGUGUGUAUGUGUGUGUAUGUAUUCAUUUGAGCGUUGUUUUAUUGCCCCAUAAUAAUUAAUUCUAAUUAUAAUAAUAAUUCCGAGUAUCGUGUAA